GGCGGGCGGGCGGGCUGGAAAUAAUUGCGGCCCCCCCGCCGCCGAGACCCCCCGUCUGCACCCCGCCGGCGCUGGGGAUGCGCCCGGGGGGGCCGCGGCGAUUUUUUUUAUUAUUUAUUUUUGAACUUGAUGUAGUUUAUCAACAAGUGCGGAGUGGGUGCUACCCUAAUUGUAACGGAGGAGUCGGGAGAUGUGAGAAACGUGCCCUGCGUUACUUAUUUGGGAGCUGAAAAUUUAUGCCUAGUUGAAAACGCCUGGGGAAAUAUUACAUCAGACCAAAUGACAAUGAUUAAAAUCAGCUUUUUCCCCCCCUUCCCCCUUUUCCUCCUUCUUCUUUUCAGUAAGCCCGCGGAAGGACGUGACAGCGGCCCGAGCCUCCCCGGCACCGACCCGUUACCGCCGGCGGGGCCGGGCCGGGCCGCGCAGCUCCGCGGGCGGCGUAGGGCUCCGCGGGCUGCGGUGCGGCGCCUCCCGGCCCCAUUCAUUUCCAGGGAUCGUGUUUUGUUUUACGGGGGGUGGGGGUGUGAAAUAAAUCUGGGGACCUUCACUAAAAGCAGGGGAAAAUAUCCAAUUUUCAUCGCAAAAUUAGCUAGGGCGAGAGCAAAGGGCUGAGCUAAUUGUAGCCUAAUCCUCUGCCCUGCAGGCGUUUGCAAAGCCUUGAGCAAGAAUUCGCUUUUUUUCCUCCUCUUCUCCCUUCCCUCUGUUAUUUAGAGACGGGAUUAUUGCCUUUCUUCUCAUAACAGCCUCGGCAGUUUCAUUUAAAGGCUUUUUUCCCCCUCACACACACACACAUCCGCGCACACACAACAUAAAUAGAAAGAAGCGGCAAAAACAGAGAGGGGGAGAGCGAGCGAGCGAGGAGAGAGAAGCCUUAAAAAUAAUAAUAAUCACAGCAGGAUCUGAGGAGCAAAGAUAGUAAUAAAGGCAAAAAAACUGAGCCCAUCCACACACAAACCCAGCAGAGCCCAAAGCCGAGGGGGGCUCGCGGCUCAUCCUGUGCUCAAGGCUCGCUUCUCAGCGUAACCAAUUGUCUCCGAGUGGCUCUGGAGGCAGACCCGAGCGGUCGCCGUGCGUGUUUAUGGAGACAAAGGAGGGAAGAAGCAUGUCCCGUCUGUCUCUAACACGGUCCCCAGUUUCUCCUCUGGCUGCUCAAGGAAUUCCUCUCCCAGCUCAGCUCACCAAGUCGAACGCUCCUGUGCACAUCGAUGUAGGAGGACACAUGUACACCAGCAGCCUGGCUACCCUGACCAAGUACCCAGACUCCAGAAUAAGUCGUCUGUUUAAUGGCACAGAGCCUAUUGUCUUGGACAGUUUAAAACAACAUUAUUUCAUUGAUCGAGAUGGUGAGAUUUUCAGAUAUAUAUUAAGCUUCCUAAGGACAUCUAAGCUACUGCUCCCAGAAGAUUUUAAGGACUUUAAUCUUUUAUAUGAAGAAGCAAAGUAUUACCAGCUGCAGCCAAUGAUUAAGGAACUUGAGCGAUGGAAACAAGAGAAAGAACAAAGGAAACAUUUCCAGCCUUGUGACUGCUUGGUUGUAAGAGUGACUCCAGAUCUGGGGGAAAGAAUUGCAUUGAGUGGGGAGAAAGCUUUGAUAGAAGAGAUCUUCCCUGAGACGGGGGACGUCAUGUGCAACUCCGUAAACGCAGGCUGGAACCAAGACCCUACCCACGUUAUUAGGUUUCCUUUGAACGGAUACUGCCGGUUGAAUUCAGUGCAGGUGCUUGAAAGGUUAUUUCAGAAGGGAUUUAAUAUGGCAGCCUCCUGUGGUGGUGGGGUGGAUUCCUCUCAGUUCAGCGAAUACGUGCUGUGUCGUGAAGACAGACGACCGCAACCCACCCCAACGAUCAGAAUAAAACAGGAGCCCCUGGACUAGACCCUACCUGUACUCCUCUGUAACCAUAGAAGUGUUUAAUAGUCCCUUAUGUGAAACACUAAGGAUUUGCAAAACAGUAUUAGCAAACAGAUUUUGACUUUAUGUUGCCAAUUAGUGGUAUUCUGAAACUACCUGUCAUGUAGCCAGCCAUGAGAUGCAUUUGAAAAAUCAGUUGUCUGCUCUCCACGAUGAAAUUACUGAGCAUGCUCAGCAUACCAGGCCCGGUGGGAACGUCCUUUGAGCUGAACAGCUGUGUGGUGCAAAAGGCAAAGCUUCGUACAACCCCGACCCCAGAACAGACUUCUGCAGAACGAGCAAUUAAAGCAAUUUGAAUCUAUCAGCAGGAGAAGUGAUUCCGACAGCCUUCCCAACGACACCGCAGACGUGACGUGCAGAAGUGCGGCCUCCGAGAGGAAGAUGGUACAUCACUAACUGCACUGAGAACCCCCCUGGCUGCCAUACCUCCUCAUAUCAGAUGUGCUUUACACCUCCGUACCGUUACAUUACACUUCUGUGAUUGUACUCAUUCAUGCUAGCAAAUGGCUUAUUUUUAUACAACAUUUCCAACUGAAAUAUCUUUCUGUGGACAGAAUCUAGAAUCAGAAAAGGACCGAUUUAUAGUCAACUGGUGCUCAGUACUGAAAAACAAGCAAACAGACCAAACAAAAAAAAAGCAACAAAAAAUUGAGAAGGCCAAUUAUGGCAAUACAUGCAAAAGUAGGGAUUUGGAAGCACAACAUAAAACUCCGUCAAACAAGGGCCACACACCUACGGUGGAGCUGUAGCUCUCAAAGCCAGUCACGUUUUGACUCAGAAACUAAGUUUUGCAUCACAGGAGAAUCAUGGCUCUGCUGCCUCUUGUUGUUCAUUUAUGAACCAUGUUUAUGGGGACAACCAACUCUUUAUGGGUCUGGAAUUUUCGCAAAGAGAUGUUAAAACCCUCUACCUUCCACUGUCCAAUGAAAGCAGGCCAUGGUUUGUUUAGAUUGUUUUUCCUCUAUAUUUUAAACUAUUAUUAAAAUGCCAAUUGUGUAUCUGCCCUC
Tympanuchus pallidicinctus (lesser prairie-chicken) is the source of this 2916-nucleotide messenger RNA. RefSeq names its product potassium channel tetramerization domain containing 15 (gene KCTD15). The record is from RefSeq and is a predicted model, not a curated record. Lineage: Eukaryota; Metazoa; Chordata; Aves; Galliformes; Phasianidae. Gene Ontology annotation, molecular function: protein binding. Gene Ontology annotation, biological process: protein homooligomerization. The transcript is spliced from 6 exons. Bases 1079 to 1873 code for a protein of 264 amino acids.